This is a messenger RNA of Epinephelus moara (kelp grouper), 5355 nucleotides long. RefSeq names its product adenylate cyclase 3a (gene adcy3a). Lineage: Eukaryota; Metazoa; Chordata; Actinopteri; Perciformes; Serranidae. The record is from RefSeq and is a predicted model, not a curated record. Gene Ontology annotation, biological process: cAMP biosynthetic process; adenylate cyclase-activating G protein-coupled receptor signaling pathway; intracellular signal transduction. Gene Ontology annotation, cellular component: plasma membrane. Gene Ontology annotation, molecular function: adenylate cyclase activity. The transcript is spliced from 21 exons. The coding region runs from base 778 to 4161 and encodes 1127 amino acids.
UACAGCUUGCGUGCAUGUGCCGAAGCUGUUUCUUUUGCAGAAAACACCCAAGACAUAAGCGGGGGGUCAAUGUACCCGUCGAGACGACUUUCCGUGAGCCUACUGGGUCCUCUCCUCCAGGCUGAGGUUUUAAUAUGUGAGUUCGGUUGAGGUUGAGGGUUCCCACAGCUGUCUGAAGGGAAUAACGUCAGCACUCAGAGGUGACCAGCUCUGGCUUUACACACGGCCAUGUGAGGAGGGACUAUGGAAGGCCAAAAUGAAAAAAGCUGUCCAAUCCAGAGGAACAAUGGAGACAGAGGGAAUCAUGCAAAUAUCGACUUAUCUGAUCCAGUGUUAAUGGAUUCAACAACUGUGACGUGGUGCACAGCUGCAGAGGUGAAACAGUCACAUGCGUAAAGCUGAAUGAGGAAAUGAGAGGCGCACAUUCUUUGGAUCACGUUGCUGAUAAAGAGUAGGCUUCCAUCGAUCUGUGCAUGUGACACAGGACUGACUGAGUCAAAUGACAGCACUGGAUGGAGUGACCAUGGGCGCAGCUAUGUAAGAGGACGUCUGUCCAGUGUGCAGGUCCUGACAAUCAACACUGCUGUUAUUCAUGCCACAUAAUGUGGGCUCUCAGGGGAAAAGGGUGGCUACUCAGCAGAGGAGAAACAAGCAGAUGAUGUAUACAGUAUACCUGAUGGUUAUCUCAGCAUCUAGUCUACUCCUGUAGGACAACAAACAGCAUUCCAGUUUUUAGUUAAAAGAGGAGGCAGGGAGCAGAAGCUCUGAGUGGUCACCAUGCCUCGCAACCGAGCCUUUUCCGAGCCAGAGUACUCAGCGGAGUAUUCGGCGGACUGCUCAGUGACACUGCCCUCUGACCCUGGGCAGGCGGUUGGGCGAACACAUGAGGUCACAGUUCGGAGCUCGGGAUGCUGCCUCUGCCUGCCGCGGUUCAUGCGCCUCACCUUUGCACCCGAGUCUUUGGAGAAUCUCUACCAGACCUACUUCAGACGGCAGAGACAUGAAACCCUGCUGGUGCUGGUCGUGUUCGCAGCCCUCUUUGACAGCUACAUCAUUGUCAUGUGUGCGGUGGUCUACACCAGUGACAAGCUGGCUUCUGUUUUAGUGGCAUCAGUGGGAUUGGCAGCAGAUAUUAUCCUCUACCUGCUGUGCCGUUUCGGGCUGUUGCCAGACCGCGUCUCGAGACGGGUGGUGCCUUACGCCUUGUGGGUGCUAAUAGCAGCUCAGAUAUUCUGCUACCUGGGUCUGAACUAUGCUCGCUUCCACCAGGCUAGCGACACGGUUGGCUGGCAGGCUUUCUUCAGCUUCUCCUUUUUCCUGACUUUGCCUUUGAGACUGACGCCCAUCGUGCUCAUCACUGCUGUGUCCUGUGGGGUCCACACCCUUGUUCUGGGUGUCACCAUCGCCCAGCAACAGCAGGAAGACAUUCAAGGGGCAGCACUUGGCAGACAGCUUCUUGCCAACAUAGUGAUCUAUGUUUGUGCCAUUACUGUGGGUGUCAUGUCGUACUACAUGGCUGACCGCAAGCAUCGAAAGGCCUUUCUGGAGGCAAGACAGUCACUGGAAGUCAAACUCAACCUGGAGGAGCAGAGCCAGCAACAGGAACGGCUGCUACUCUCCAUUCUUCCAAAGCACAUAGCUGAUGAGAUGCUUCAGGACAUGAAGAAAGAGCCAAGCCAGAAAGAGAUGCAGCAGUUCAACACCAUGUACAUGUACAGACACGAAAACGUCAGUAUUUUGUUUGCAGACAUCGUGGGCUUCACACAGCUGUCAUCGUCCUGUAGUGCUCAGGAGCUGGUCAAGCUGCUCAAUGAGCUCUUUGCUCGCUUCGACAAACUUGCUGCAAAAUAUCACCAGCUGAGGAUCAAGAUCCUGGGGGACUGCUAUUACUGUAUCUGUGGGCUGCCGGACUACAGGGAGGACCACGCUGCGUGCUCCAUCAUGAUGGGUCUGGCCAUGGUGGAGGCCAUCUCGUAUGUCCGAGAGAAAACCCAAACCGAUGUUGACAUGCGGGUUGGAGUGCACAGUGGUACAGUCCUAGGUGGAGUGCUGGGUCAGAAGCGUUGGCAGUACGAUGUCUGGUCCACAGAUGUCACUGUGGCCAACAAAAUGGAGGCUGGAGGGAUACCAGGUCGUGUCCACAUCUCACAGAGCACCAUGGAGUGCCUUCAUGGUGAGUUUGAUGUGGAGCCAGGGAACGGAGGUGACCGCUGCGACUACCUGCGGGAGAGGGGCAUCGAGACAUACCUGGUGGUUGUUCCUAAAGGACCUGUGGGGAAGAAUGGCAUCAAUGGUGUUAAGCUGUCUGUCACCUCUUCCAAUGGAAACUCCCCGCUGUUGAUCAAUACCUCAGAGUGUAACGGCAGUGUUAACACAGCCUGCACCACACCAGAGGAACCAGAAGAGCUGGACACCAGGGUGGUGAAUCCAUCUUUUCCUAACCCUCGGAGAAGACUGCGGCUGCGGGACCUGGCUGAAAGGGUGAUCGAUGCUCAGGAGAAUGAACAGGAGCUCAACAAACUGCUCAAUGAGGCUCUGCUGGAGAGAGAAACUGUUCAGGCUCUGAAGGGGAAACACACCAACAGACUUUCCCUGAGGUUUGUGGAUCCAGACCUGGAGACUCGGUACUCUGUGGAGAAGGAGAAACAGAGCGGAGCUGCUUUUUGCUGCUCCUGUGUGGUCCUGCUCUUCACUGCAGCUAUGGAGGCACUCAUAGACCCCUGGCUGAUUGCAAACUACAUCACCUUUGCAGUGGGAGAGGUCCUGCUUCUCAUCCUGACAAUCUGUUCUUUGGCCGCCAUCUUCCCCAGAGUCUUUCCCAAGAAGUUGGUGUCUUUCUCCACCUGGAUUGACCACACCCGCUGGGCUCGUAACACCUGGGCCAUGGCAGCCAUCUUCAUCCUCACCAUGGCUGACAUCAUGGACAUGCUGAGUUGUCUGCCUCCAAUCUCGGACUCAGGCAGCACCACAGUGGCUCCCUCAUCCCCUUCCUCUUUCUCCUCCUCUUCAUCCUCCUGGUCUGGCCCUGAUGGUUGCCUGGAGAACCCCAAAUAUUACAGCUACAUCGCUGUGCUGGCGUUGAUGGCCACCACAAUGCUGGUUCAAGUCAGUCACAUGGUCAAGCUCACACUGAUGCUGCUCAUCACAGUGGCCACUGGCAUUGUUAACAUCUACAGCUGGAGGGACAUCUUCGACCGCUAUGACAUGGCCCGCUUCCAGGACUACAGGUCAUACUUGGUGCCCUCUAAGUUCACAAUGACAAUUAUGAUCUUCAUUAUGAUGGUCAGCUUCUAUUAUUUCUCCCGACAUGUGGAGAAGCUCGCCCGCACCCUGUUCCUGUGGAAGAUUGAGGUCCAUGAGCAGAAGGAGAAAGUGUAUGAGAUGAGGCGCUGGAAUGAAGCACUGGUGACCAACAUGCUGCCCGAACACGUUGCUCGACACUUCCUGGGCUCCAAGAAAAGGGAUGAGGAGUUGUACAGCCAGUCCUACGAUGAGAUUGGAGUCAUGUUUGCCUCAAUUCCCAACUUCUCAGACUUCUACACAGAGGAGAGCAUCAAUAAUGGUGGGAUUGAAUGCUUACGGUUCCUCAAUGAGAUCAUCUCAGACUUUGACAGUCUUCUAGAUGAGCCUCAGUUCCGCUGCAUCACAAAAAUCAAGACCAUCGGCAGCACCUACAUGGCAGCAUCAGGUGUAACCCCAGACAUCAGCAACGGCUACACCUUCAUGAAGAAGGAGGAGCAGUCUGACAGAGAGCGCUGGCAGCACCUGGCAGACCUGGCAGACUUUGCUCUGGCCAUGAAGGUCACACUCAUGAACAUCAACUACCAGUCAUUCAACAACUUCAUGCUACGCAUCGGUCUGAAUAAGGGUGGAGUGUUAGCAGGAGUAAUUGGUGCCCGAAAACCCCACUAUGAUAUCUGGGGCAACACUGUGAACGUGGCCAGUCGCAUGGAGUCCACAGGGGUUAUGGGAAACAUCCAGGUGGUGGAGGACUGCUACAACAUCCUGAAGGAGUACGGCUUCCGUUUUGUGAGAAGGGGUCCCAUCUUCGUGAAGGGGAAAGGGGAACUGCUCACUUAUUUUCUAAAGGGAAGAGACAAACAAGGUUCAUUUAUCAACGGCUCCUCUGUCACUCUGCCACACCAGGUGGUGGACAGCUAAGAACCACACACACUCCCCAGCAAUCACAUCUAGUGUGUGAUGAUUGCAGGGUGAGGCAGAAGAGAGUUUUUGGAGAAGUCAUUUACCUGAAAACACACUGAAACCAGGACUUAACUGAAUGUUUACAAGUAAAAAUAAAAUAACCACUGACACACUUCAUACAUACCACUUGUUAGUGAACACACACACAAUUCCGGUGUUUGUGGAAAGAUUUAUGUGCCUGUAGAGAUUGUAUUUCAAUUUGAAUGCCAUGUUUAAGUUCAGCCACAAAACUCAAAGCACAAAGAACUGGAUCAGUUAAAAGGAAAAGAUAAGAAGCCAAGUGCUUCACAAUAAAAGGCCAGAACAGCAGACAACUAAAUACAGACAUUACAAAUAAAUGUUAUGCGACUACAUAAGAAAUCUAUGAGUAUGAAGUAAACUGGUGGUGUUUCAAAUGUUAACAGGUUCUCCUGUGACAAUACCAAUGUGAUGUGUAACAUCUUCCCCAACAUUCUCUACCACACUGACAGUACAGUCACCUAUGAAUGGAAACAGCCUCCAUGCUGACUAAUGCUGCAGAUCUCUCAGUUUCAGACACACACACUCUGUUUUAAAUGAUAAAUCUGUUUCACCAGCUACCCAAAGGCAUAGUUUGGAUUUUUUGAAGUGGGGUUGUAUGGGGUACUUAUCUAUCGACAGUACAUUACCUACAGUAUAUGUCAGUCAGCACGCCCCCAGUUUGGAGAAGCAGGCUGGAGUCUGACAUGGAAGUUAAGCAGUCUACUGCUGUGGAGGGGUCAGCAACAAAAUGUAUUUCAACCACCUAAAAAAACGUCCCACCUAAAAAAAUCAAUAUCACUUUAGGUGUAUGCUACAAGAGUAUUUUCACCGCUUUACAUUUCCGUCAGACAGCUCAUUCAGACAGAGAAGCCUUUAAUGGCUUCCGUUUCCCAUCUAUGCUCUCGUGAAAGGCACCAGACUCUAUUAAAGCAUUGAAAAUACUCUCAAUGUUACAUACACUUAAAGGAAUACUCUGACGAUUUGGGAGUUAUGCCCUUUCUCUGUCAUUUUCAUAUUGAGACAACAUGAUCGAUAUCUUUUUUGUGUCUGUACGUCCAGUGGCUGGGUCUCAGCGGUUAGCAUUGCGGCUUAGCUUAGCGAAUACAAUUGAAGUCUAUAGGGGGUCAGUAGCCUACUCGGUAAAAGUGAACA